UUUCAAACCCCAUACGACCGGGCUAAAAUGGCCGCUAAGCUUACACAGAUGAAUGUUAAAAAUAUUUUAAAUUCUUUUUCUUCACCAAACCGCAAGAUUCGCCAUUCAUAGUAAGCAACACGAGUUUACUGCCUUGCCAGCUAACUGAAGUAUGACACGUGAUAUAUACAGUAUUCAACACGUGAUACGCCAGUUUGUCUAUUUCAGCAUCCCCACCACUUCCCACUGUUGCCCUCUUCCUCUUUGCCACAACAAUGUUACGCGCUAGAACCGCCAGACUCGGCUUCCAGCUUAUUCCUCGUCGCUGGAACUCACUUGCCCGCUUGGAGGAACUCUCAGCGGCCACCACUGAGGGACACGCAGCGGAUGUCCAGGAACCACUCAUCAGCCACUUACGGUCGCGUGGGCUCCUCCAAUCGAUCACACACGAGGAGCUUUCCGACAUUGCCGAAAAACACAAGCUUGGGUUGUACUGCGGGGCAGAUCCGACGGCGCGCUCGCUCCAUUUAGGCAACCUCCUUCCGUUGAUGAUCCUCUUGCACUUCAAUUUGCGUGGGCACGACGUUAUUGGGCUCGUGGGUGGCGCCACGGUGCAAGUGGGCGAUCCGUCUGGGCGCACGACAGAGCGCGAUGCGCUUGAUGCCGCUGCAAGAGACGACAACGUGCUCAAGAUACAAGCACAGUUGCAGAACUUCUUGGAGCAGGGCUUGGAGUACGCGAAGACCAAACAGUAUCCAAUCAAGGCGGGUGGGGCCAUUCAGACAAAGAACAACUACUCCUGGUGGCACGGAGUGAAGAUGUUGGAGUUUCUUGGGACUUAUGGGCGCUUCAUCCGUGUGGGCCAGAUGAUCAGUCGUGACUCCGUCAAAAACCGCUUGGAGUCCGCUAACGGAAUUGGUUUCAACGAGUUUUCCUACCAGAUUCUUCAGGCGUUUGACUUUUGGCACAUGUGGAAGCAUGAUAAUGUUUCGGUGCAGGUGGGUGGCAACGAUCAGUGGGGCAACAUCACCGCAGGCGUUGAUUUCAUCACGCGCUUGAAGGGCCAGUUCUCCAAGGAGGAAAAGAAGGCGCAUUCGAACCAGCGCGGUGCCUUUGGGAUCACCGUUCCGCUUUUGACCACUGCCAAUGGUACCAAAUUCGGUAAGAGCGCGGGGAACGCGGUGUUUAUUGAUUCAGCAAUCACCCCGCCGUUUGAGAUCUACCAAUACUUCAUCAAGACCCCAGACGCGGAUGUGAAGAAGCUCUUGCAUAUUUUUACCCUUCUUCCGCUUCUGCAGGUGAAGACGAUUAUGGAGCAGCAUGAGACGGACCCAGCGUUGCGUCUUGCGCAGAGGAUUCUCGCUGCGGAAGUCACUGACUUGAUCCACGGAGCGGGGAGCGGCCAUAGCGCGGAGUUGAUCACGUCGUUCUUGUAUCCGUUGCCAAACGAGCCAUAUAAACAACUCGCAUCGCCGGAAGAGGCCCAGGCCACAAUCAAUGCACUCGAAAGAGCUGGUAUCAUGAUCAGGUUCAGCAAGGUAAACUUCAUUAACAAGAAGUACUCUGAGAUCUUGCAGAUUCUCACCGGCAGCUCCAAGUCCGAUGCUCGCCGUUUGGUGACCAACGGGUCCGUCUACGUCGGUGUAGAUCGUGUAAAGGUUGAUGAGAGCGACGAGUUGUUGUUGACCGAAGAGUACUUGAUCCAGGACCGUUUGCUCUUGCUCAGGGUGGGUAAGGGCAAGUUCCAUGUUGUAGAUUUGGUGUAGCUAAUAGAUUCUUGUAAAUACUAGAUGUAGAAUGGGG
Messenger RNA from Babjeviella inositovora NRRL Y-12698, 1782 nucleotides. RefSeq names its product tyrosine--tRNA ligase. Gene Ontology annotation, biological process: tyrosyl-tRNA aminoacylation. The record is from RefSeq and is a predicted model, not a curated record. NCBI's taxonomy places the organism in Eukaryota, Fungi, Ascomycota, Pichiomycetes, Serinales. The transcript has a single exon. Bases 255 to 1745 code for a protein of 496 amino acids. Gene Ontology annotation, cellular component: mitochondrion; cytosol. Gene Ontology annotation, molecular function: tyrosine-tRNA ligase activity; RNA binding; ATP binding.